Poecilia latipinna (sailfin molly) is the source of this 1371-nucleotide messenger RNA. RefSeq names its product snRNA-activating protein complex subunit 1-like. Gene Ontology annotation, cellular component: snRNA-activating protein complex. Gene Ontology annotation, molecular function: sequence-specific DNA binding. The transcript has a single exon. The coding region runs from base 32 to 1180 and encodes 382 amino acids. The record is from RefSeq and is a predicted model, not a curated record. Lineage: Eukaryota; Metazoa; Chordata; Actinopteri; Cyprinodontiformes; Poeciliidae. Gene Ontology annotation, biological process: snRNA transcription by RNA polymerase III; snRNA transcription by RNA polymerase II.
AGCCACUAGAGGGCGGUGUUGUUAGUCACUAAUGAGAAACACCUGUCUUGUUAGUUGGACAGCAGGUAACUGGUUUGACUUUUUCCGUGGAGUUUCUCUGGACACUAUGCCAUCUUUCUACACGGAUUUCUUCAACGAACCGCUGACUGAGGACGUGGAGGAGCUGCUGACCCGCUUCCAGAGCACGGAUUCGGUCAGGUAUGGCGUCUUCUCGGCCAUCUGGAGGGAAAUGAAGUUUUCUGACGUCUUCCUCGGUACCACCAACAACUCCGAAAUGAAGAGGUUCUGCCGGGUAGCUCUGGCUACAGCUGUGAAGUACUUCUUACCUCCGCACAGCUACCAGAUCCGGGUGGGAGGUUUGUAUCUGAUGUUCGCCUUCUACCACACGCAGCCGGCCUCCACACCCGUCCUAAUCAGGCUAGCUCUGCAGGAUUGGAGCCAUGUUCAGAGGUUCCUCACGGAGUCUAAGGAGGCAGAGCACCAUGAUGUUCUCUACAUCUAUCACAAACUUGCUGCAACCAAAGCUUUCCACUACACAGCCAUGCCGCAUUUUCUGACCUUCCAGAAGCAGAAAACAAAACCGGAAGUUCAAUGCAAGGAGUUCCUAAGCAAGGCGUUGGUACUGGAGGAGCUCCAAUCGGCAGAGAUCUUGGAAGAAAUGGCCGGCAUCCAGAGCCACUAUGAGAAGCUGAAGGAGGCCGCACAAGUCCGUGUUGAUGUCAAUAUUACUCAUCCGGACUUCACUUCCCGCCUAAAACAGUGUAUGAAUGAGUUCUUCUCAUGGCAGCAGCAGAGGGCUUUACCCAAAGAGAAAAAUGUUGGAGGUGAAGUGGAUAAAGAUCCGGUGGAAGACUGCAGCAGCAGAGCCAGACUUCUCUCCUCUAUCAAGCAGAAGAGCUACAGCAAUGUCCACACCACAUCCAAAUCCCGGAGACACAGAGAGCUGGAGAAGGCAGACUCUUUCAGCUCAGAUGGGGAGCAGGUACAGAAACCUCCAAGACGGAAGACGCAUGCCUCUCUGCGGGCCCGGACCUGGAAGAACCUGGGAAAGACGGAUGAGAAAAGCAACACCAAGAUCUGGCUGCUGAGCACCCCUGAGCAGCGGCAUGGGGUUCCUCUGAGGAAGAUGAGCCAGGCUGCAGCAUACACAGAGUACAAAGUGAUGAAAGAGGCAGGAUAACCCUGAACUCUAGAAAGUUAGCUGGUUCUGUUAGUUUUCAAGGAAAUACUUUAAGUUCGUAGCACUUUGAAUUUUUUUUUUUUUUUUUUUGGCUAAAGGCCAUUAAAAAUUGUUGAUGAAACGUUGAGUGACAAGUUAAAGGCUUUUUGUUUAUAGUUAUAAGCAAAUAAAACAAGGUCAAUAAAGUUGCA